Molecule: messenger RNA, 1068 nt
Organism: Aedes aegypti (yellow fever mosquito)
Lineage: Eukaryota; Metazoa; Arthropoda; Insecta; Diptera; Culicidae
Exons: 3
Coding region: 1-930 (309 amino acids)
Source: RefSeq, a predicted model, not a curated record
AUGUUCGUGCAAACCAACAUUGCACACACACAGAUGUGCAUGAGCGAUCGCAAAAUCUGCACCACACCGCAGCUAGAAGACAGAAACCGUUUGGCCGGAAAGUGGAAAAGUCGCCAUUGUUCGCUCGUCGCGAAAAAGUUGCUUUGUGGAAGCCACGUGGAUUUAACCAAAAACCUCACACGGACUGACGUGCCAUUUCAAUCCUCUAAUAGGCCGCAUUUUUCGGAACAAACAAUUGGGGCUGAAGCCGAAAGAAACUUUCGACGCACGAUUUGGGAGGAAAAGCCAGCCCAAGCGAUCGCUCCCAAUCCACGCUCCGUUGGUGAACCGUAUCCCGUGAGCGACGACGGACAUUCGAUCGUACACGAAGAAGACAACAGACCCCUUAAAGGGGUUUUUAUUUGUACUUAUAGACUGAUUCGUCCGGUCGCUAGACGGAUUGCCUCGGAGAAAGGAGAGCCACCGGCGCGCUUCGGUGUGAACCAUCAUUUCGGCAUCGUGUUCGGAAGACAAACGGUGUGGUCGGGCCAGAGGAAGCGGCUGCAAGGAACACCGAGUGACGAGGAGCAGCGUCGAUACCAUUCAGGCCGAUCAGUGGAAGGGGACCGGGGUUGUGUCCCACGUGAACAACAACAUCAUUCCGGCAUCGAGUUCGGAAGACAAACGGUGUGGUCGGGCCAGAGGAAGCGGCCGCAAGGAACACCGAGUGAGGAGGAGCUGCGUCGAUACCAUUCAGGCCGAUCAGUGGAAGGGGACCGGGGUGGUGUCCCACGGGAGCAACACGUCCGAAGGUCGAAGUCGUCACCAGUCACCCACGGUGGUCCGAAUCAGCAUAGUUCCCGAAUCAGGUGUGCGAUGUGCUCGUGCGUUGUGCGACCGAGGAAUGCAUUGAAGAUGGUGCGAUGCAGUAGGUCAGGUAGUCACUUAUAGGACGGGCCCGUAAGUAAAGAAAGAUAAUUAGCUUGUAAGAACAUGAUUUAGUCAGGCCUUGAUGCAAAAGGGGGUCGAUAGGAGCUAGGAAGGUGGGAGAAAGCUCGAUGGGUGUAAUAAAGUCUUUGUAAAAUGUAA